AUGGUGUCACUAAUACUGGACGAGAAUCCUCCAGCAAUAUGUGCUACACGAAUUCUGAAGCCAUCGUUUCUAUUUCUGUUAAGUUUAACAGUCCUAUUGACUGGACUAGCCAUGUUUACACCCGGCUGGCACUACUUUCCCAAGCACACUGACAGAAUGGGCAUUAUUCAUCAGGGCUGUACCUAUGUGACCUGUCAGGUUUAUUGGGAUGUAAGAACUUUGUUUACAAGCAUUUUUGUACUUUUUAAAAUUUUUUUUUUAAAAUUCAAAAAUUAAAAAAAUUUAAAAAAAAAUUUUUAAAAUGCAAUUUUAAAAUGGACAUUAUUCAAAAAAUGUCAUUUUUCAUCAGCCUCAGUCUAAAAAUGGCAUUUUCACCUAAUUUCAAAAAUUUUAGUCCAGACCAGAAUGGGAAUCUACAGUAACCACCAUGUUGUGGAUAGCCUUUGCCACUGGGAUGGUAUUACUAAUAUGGACAGUUACUGCUUACUUCUGUUUGUUAACACCUGGCUUCUUCAUUGGAACUACAGUUUUAUGUCUUAUGGCCACGAUUUGCCUAGCAGUCGCCGUUGGAGUGUUUGGGACCAAAAAUGGCGACGAAAUUGGUGCUUUUAGGACAUUUUUUUCAAAACUUGAUCCAAUUUCAAAAUUUUUUAAAAUAAAUAAGGGCAGGGUAGGGUAGAAAUAGGGGUAGUUAUACCUUUCAAGGUAGGGCCGUUAAUUUUAGUAUCCCUUGUUGUUAUUACAACCUUAUGUUACAAUUAGGUUGUUCAAAUAAUUCUGCGCCCCUUUCAAAUCAAAUUUUGCAAUUUAAGGGCACAGAAUUAUUUGCACAACCCAAUGCGACCCUAUUUUUAUGCAAAAACUUUCAUUUUUUUAGCAGCCAUGAGCAACCGUGUUAGCACUACAGACUGGACCAAUACCGUAGGCUACAGCUUUUGGCUAGCUGUCACUGCUACGGCCUCUUUCUUCGCCACCACAGUUUUAUCAUUGACCGCUGCUGUUGUUUAUCAUAUGCUUCGGCUUUAUAAAUAG
Molecule: messenger RNA, 1032 nt
Organism: Bursaphelenchus okinawaensis
Lineage: Eukaryota; Metazoa; Nematoda; Chromadorea; Rhabditida; Aphelenchoididae
Source: the annotation of a GenBank genome assembly